This is a messenger RNA of Paramecium sonneborni, 1003 nucleotides long. Lineage: Eukaryota; Ciliophora; Oligohymenophorea; Peniculida; Parameciidae. The record is from the annotation of a GenBank genome assembly.
GAGAGAAAUAUUUUUUUUAUUUAAAUGGAUAUUGACAAAUAAUUAGAUAUUUUAAGAAAUGGUAGAUGUUUAAGUGAGCGAGAUACUCAUAUGAUUUGUGAAUAUGUAAAAGAAAUUCUAGUAGAAGAAGCAAAUGUUAUUUUUGUGCAAACUCCAAUUUAAGUAUGUGGUGAUAUUCAUGGAUAAUUUUUCGAUUUAUUAGAACUCUUUAAGGAAGGAGGUGAAUUACCAGAAAAGAGAUAUUUGUUUAAUGGAGAUUAUGUAAAUAGAGGGUAAAUUGUAUAGAUUAUAAAAGUUAUCAUUCAGUUGAGACAAUGCAAUACUUACUAUGUUUAAAGAUAAAAUAUCCAAAAGAGAUUAUAUUAUUAAGAGGAAAUCAUGAGUCUAGAUAAUAAACUCAAGUUUAUGGGCUGUAUGAUGAAGUAUAUAGAAAAUUCGGUAAUGCUUAUCCUUGGUAAUACUUUUGUGAAAUAUUUGAUUAUUUGCCUUUAUGUGCUUUAAUAGAUUAAAAGGUAUUUAGCGUUCAUGGAGGAUUAUCACCAAAAAUAAAGAGAAUAGAUUAAAUUAGAACAAUAGGUAAAAAGAAUGAGAAAUUGAAUAGAUAGAAGAAAUGCAAAGGAACAUGAAGGUCCUAUGUGUGAUAUAUUAUGGUCUGAUCCAGAAGAUAUAGAUGGAUGGGCAGCAAAUAAUCGUGGAGCAGGGUAUUAAUUUGGUAAAAGUGUUGUUAAUGAAUUUAAUCAUAUAAAUGAUUUAAUAUUGAUUGCAAGAUCUCACUAAUUGGUAAUGGAAGGAUAUAAAUAUGAAUUUUUAGUAAUGAUAUAUUAUAUGAUAGAAAAAAUUAGUGACUGUAUGGUCAGCUCCAAAUUAUUGUUAUAGAUGUGGUAAUAAAGGAUGUAUAAUGGUAUUAGAUGAAAAUUUAGAAUAAAGUUUCUAAUUUUUCGAGGAAUCAUGUGAUUCAAAAUUAUAGGUUUAUGGAAUAAAAACUCUACCUUAUUUUUUAUGA